Messenger RNA from Pyrus x bretschneideri (Chinese white pear), 1543 nucleotides. RefSeq names its product protein ECERIFERUM 26-like. The transcript has 2 exons. The record is from RefSeq and is a predicted model, not a curated record. Gene Ontology annotation, molecular function: acyltransferase activity, transferring groups other than amino-acyl groups. The coding region runs from base 90 to 1460 and encodes 456 amino acids. Lineage: Eukaryota; Viridiplantae; Streptophyta; Magnoliopsida; Rosales; Rosaceae.
UCGUAUAUAUUGCUACAAAACCCCACAGAAUCCACGGAAGUUCAAAACUAUUAUCCUCUCUGUUUCUCUCUAUAUUGCUAUCUGUGAAAAUGCCGGCGGCUGAUGGGAGGAGCAGGGUGGUGGUGCACUCAAAGCUGACGGUAGUGUCGAGCAGGCCGGUAGUGCCGGGGAAGGCCCACACGCUCACGGCACUGGACCAUGCAAUGGGACUGCACAGUCUCCACGUUGUUUUCUACUACAAGGAGCAGCUGUUCGGGUCUAUUGACUUGGACCCGCUCCGGGUCUCGCUCUCGGAGACCCUGUCUCUCUACCCGCAGGUUACGGGUCGGGUGGACAAGAACCCGGACGGGAAUUGGGAGGUGAAGUGCAAUGAUGCGGGGGUUCGGGUCUUGAUGGCCCGGGUGGGGACCACGCUUGAUGAGUGGCUGACAUCUGGGGAUGGGUCUGAGGAGAGGCUUUUGACGAUGUGGGAUGAUAUGCCUGAUGAUCACAGUAUCUGGUCGCCGUAUAGGAUCCAGAUAAAUGAAUUUGAAGGAGGAGGUGUAGCAAUUGGACUAAGUUGCACUCACAUGCAUGCUGACCCAACUUGUGCCACCCUACUCAUCAAGUCGUGGGCUGAGACUCACCGCCGAGAAGCGAUUUCACAUCCGCUUUUCGUCGACGAGUCAUCAGCCCUUGGGGGACGGCCCGUUGAUCAGGUCAUAAACAAAAAAUCAUCAGCUGCCUAUUAUGAAGCCAAGUCCGUGGCAUCAAAGACUACUUCCUUGCCUGUGAAGAAAAUGGGGACAGCCACAUUCAAGUUUUCCAAUUCCACGAUCAAGCGAGAACUAAACUCAUGCCCUGGUGCCACUCCAUUUGAUCUGCUUGCUGCAAUGUUUUGGACGCAAAUUGCACGCUUGAAGCCCUCGGAGAGCAAGACCAAACACUCCUUCUCAGUUUGCAUAGACUUUCGAAAGAAGAAGUCCUUCGGGUACUACGGCAAUGCCUUGCAUUUUUCGUUGCUUUCAGUACCGGAAGUGGAGCAAUUGGAGCGCGAGGACGGGCUGGCACACGUCGUAGGGGUGGUGCACCGCCAUGUAUCGAGUCAGAAGGAGGAGGACUUUUGGUCCGGAAUGGAUUGGUUCGAAGCACAAAAGGGAGAGGGAGAUAAGUUUGGAGAACCAUUUAAGCUGUAUGGCCCUGAGUUGACUUGUGUUAGCAUGGAGCACAUGCUGGACGAUUGUCAGCCGUUGAUGUAUGGAGUUAUGUUUGAGAAGGAGAAGAAACCAGUUCACGUGUCGUAUCAUGUGGGGAAUAUGGAAGGGGAAGGUUUGAUCAUGGUGAUGCCGGCGCCAGAAGGCGGGCUCGCAAGGACGGUUAUGGUGACAUUGCCGGAGGAGGAGCUUGCCCGAUUAUGUGAGGCAGAAGCUAUUUCGAGCCUUAACCCUACAAUGCUCCUAAGUGGGAGACAAGCUAUAUAAAAUUUUCUAUAGCAUUGAAAUACUUAUUAUAAUUGUAAGACUUUAUGGACUUUAAGAAUUGAAGAUUUCUCAAAUUUACAAUA